Molecule: messenger RNA, 1975 nt
Organism: Schizosaccharomyces octosporus yFS286
Lineage: Eukaryota; Fungi; Ascomycota; Schizosaccharomycetes; Schizosaccharomycetales; Schizosaccharomycetaceae
Product: WDR8 family WD repeat protein
Exons: 2
Coding region: 138-1577 (479 amino acids)
Biological process (GO): protein localization to mitotic spindle pole body; mitotic sister chromatid segregation; microtubule anchoring at mitotic spindle pole body
Cellular component (GO): MWP complex; microtubule organizing center; mitotic spindle
Molecular function (GO): protein binding
Source: RefSeq, a predicted model, not a curated record
GCGAGCAUGGUGGUUGGUAAAAUUGAAGGUGGUGUAUCCCCUUUUAUACUGAGGUUACCAGAUGUGUGUUGCCAUAGCAACUUUUCAUGUAAAUAAAGAACCUAGUACAGACUUUUUGGUAAAUAGAUGGAUAUUUUAUGGAUUUAACUGCGUUAUAUGCAAGUUUAAGUCCUACAUAUGCUGUCAUUUCUCCAUCGGGUCAUUGGAUUGCAUCUCUUUCUCGCUCUGGCCAUGUUUUGAUACGAAGCACAGAAACCCUUGAAUUGCAGCAUGUUUUUCUUUUAAACCCAGGCUUCGUGCAAAAAGCCAACUGGCUGUUUUGGAUAACCAGACGAGAUUCACCUGAAACCACACAGAUAUGCGUGGCUUCUACCGAGAAAGCGUUCGUCUUAAAUUUUCGCCAAGAAUUUUUCUAUGCAACCAUUGAUUGUACUUGGGACCAUGUGAAACGUAUCGAAUGCAGUCCCACUGGUGAAUUACUACUUUUCUCUGAGAUUCAUAAUAAAGUAACGAUAUGGGCUUUGGAAUUGAAAAAAGGAUUUGCAAUAUCUCAUCCAAAGAAUGAUAUAGAUCAAGCUGUUGCUUUUCAUCCCCAUUCCAAUCUUUGUUCAAUGCUGAUUCGGAAAUCUGGGUCGGAUUUCCUCAAUUUCUAUCAAACGUCUCUAGAUGGAUGGUAUCUUACACGAAAUUACAAAUUACCAACCAUAGAUGCUACCUCUGUCUCAUGGUCACCGAAUGGUCAGUGGCUGGUCGUCCAAGAUAUCACUUUGAACCCCAUUAUUCACUUGUUUUCGUACCCUGGCAUAUUUCUAUUUAGUUACGAGGUCGAAGAUGAUCUUCAUUUGGGAUUUUCGACAAUAGAAUGGAGCCCCGAUUCCUCUCUGUUAGCUUUAUGUAGCUUACAAAACUCUACGAUAUAUAUUUUGAAUACCCAAACAUUCAGCCCAAUAUUUCGACUGCGACAUGGGUUUCAGCAGCCUUUUGCAAUGAACUGUUGGCAAGAACUCGUUUCGUCACAAUACAAAUUAACAUACCAGCGCGCUACAUGGCCGUCUAUAAUGAAAACCCCAAAUCAACAUGAACAUUGUAAAGUUUCUUUUAAUGCCAAUAGUUCUUUUAUAGCGUCUUAUACUCUUCUGCAAAAGAAUAUUGUUUGGAUUUGGAAUGCACGAUCUCAAUGCUUGGAUACCAUACUCAUACAACAGCAGCCCAUUGAACAUCUCUCUUGGCAUCCUACUUCUCCGCAUCAUUUAAUGAUCCUAACAAAACCAGUGAAACCUAAGGCUGCUAAGGAAAUGCAGUCCCUUCAUAAUUGUUCUAUAUAUUUCUGGUCUUACGAAUGGAACGAACCCCGGAUCAUUUCGAUUCCUAAAUCAGACUUCUCUAUUCAAAAAGCUGAAUGGCUUCAUGCCGUCCAUCAACACUCACUAACGGUGCUGAUAUCUGGCAGAGAUGCUUAUAUAAUCGCAUACCUAUUGGAAAGUGAAGAGGAAAUGUCUUCUCAACUUAUUCUUUCUCAAGGAUCUCUUGACGAAGAGCUAGAGACAACGCAAACAAUCCACAUACCGGCCAACUAAUUAUCUUUUGAGGAUGGAAUUGUUUAUGUAAAUGGGCUACCAGGUAGUUCCCAAGAUUCUUCUUAAUUUUCUUGAUAUCCCAAAAACAUCCUUGUCUUGUUACAUAUUAUGAUUUCCGUUAUGAUCCCUAUACGUUCAAUGUCAUUGUCAUUACCGAUUACUCGGUUUGUUUAAACCUUUAUUGUUCCUCUUAAAUUAACACUUUUGAAGAAUUCAUUCAAUGCGAAUUAUAACGAAACAAAAACUUCCUUGUUGUUUCUUUGUUUUUUUAUAUCAAUAUGUAAACAUUUCGUCUCUAAUUAGUGUAGCCUAAGGAAGUACCCUAUUCGAAAAACUUGGACGUUCAACAAUAUAAAAUGUAUUCAGCAUUGUUCAUAAAGUUCAUUUAACAGAACGUG